CAACACUACUAUAUAACAAAUAAUUUGAGCUCCCCAAAAUGAGCUCAAAGGAUGGCAGCCAAAUCAGCAAGGAGACGGGCAGUUCUAGUAGCAAGAAAGGGGGAUCCUCCACUUCCAGCAGUAUGGCCGAGAUUGUGGUAGAGAUGCAACAAAAAGCAUUGGAAGAGUAUCGGAGGAGGCUGAGAGAAGGCCCAUUUAAAAAACCAGACAAAUCUGGUACUGAACAGGAUCCAGCUGAUGCUGAUAAAUCAGGAGAACAAGAAGGAGCUACCGAUGGAAAAGAGGAGGAUCUUCUGGCAAAGAGGCGGGCGGAAAGGGAUGCUGCUCAAGGAAAAACUCCUGGUGAUGGUGGUGCAGCUGGUGAUGGAUCUGGAGCUGGAUCUGUGGGUGAUGCUGAAGCUGGAGGUGAUGCUGGUGGAGCCGGUGCUAGUGGUGCCGGUGAUGGUGCUAGUGGUGCCGGUGAUGGUGCUAGUGCUGGUGGUGCAGGUGCUGCAGGUAAUGUCGGUGCUGUUGACGGUGCAGGUACUGAUGCAGAUGAUGCUGAACAAGGAAAAUGGGCUAGCGAAGGGAGGAGAGGUGGUAGACGAAGUGUCGGAUUUAAGGGAACUCUUGAUCCCAUAGAGUCAGCAUCGCGAACAAGAAAGAGUCCAACACAAAGAGAACAAACCCCUUAUCAAGCAGAGGAGGCUCCAGAACGUUCUACGGUAGAUACGAGCGCGGACAAUGCACGGUACAGGUACACAGAUGACGCGCUGGUUGACGAGGAGGAGGAGGAGGAAGAGGAGGAGAUGGUCGUGCUGGACCCUGAUCAUCCCUUGAUGAUAAGGAUGCAAGAAGCACUUACGAAAUACCUGUCGAAACAGUUGGACAAGUUGAACUUAGAGUUGAAAGAAAAGAGUCAGGAACUGAGGAAGUUGACUUCUGACAGGGAGGCGAUUGGUGUGAACUUGUAUGGGAUUCAGCAACAACUUGCUAAACAGCAGAUGUUGCUGGAAUCGGAGCACGAUACACACGCUUCUGCUCGCCAAAAGCGUAUCCAACUUGAGGAUAUAGCUAAACAAAUAGAGCAGCUCCAUGGCGCGACUGAGGCUGAUCUCAAACUUCACUCUGAGAAAGACGAGAAACUGCGAGCUGACGUUGAGGCACUGGACAACACACUGUACUAUCUGACUCAGUUGGAGAAGAACAUGCACAACGACAUCAACAUAACAAAACGUGCCGCUAGUAAAGCUAUGGAAGACAUCAACAAGGCAGAGUACAAGAAGUAUCUUCAGGAUUUGUACGUUGACCGUACUGUAGAGCAAGUAGAUAAGCUGACACAGGAAAUAGCUAUGUACGACGCUCAGGGUCAGGCUCAGAAACAAGAGACUGAAGGAAUGCAAGAGUUGUUAUCUGAGGCCUCUCUGGAGUUGGAAGCAGUGUUGCUGGAGAAGAAGAAACUACUUCAGCAGUGGCAGACUAGUUUGAUUGGAAUGCAGAGGAGAGAUGAAGCUAAAGCUGCCAUGAACAAAGCUGUCGACUUACAACGAGAGAAAAUUCAGUCGAUGGAGACGGAACUGAACGGCUACAGAAAGAGCAUAAUAAAUGAACAGCAACGUAAUGAACAGCUGACAAUGUUGCAUAACAAGCUGUUGAUGGAUAUGAGUACUGUGAAGAGACACAUACAAACUAGUGUACAGAAGAGGGAACAGCUCAAAACUGAUUAUUCCAAGUACGCUAAAGUCCUUCAAGAGUCAGAAGUGUCCCUUGCUAAGACUACUACAGAGAGGAAUAUAAAAAUGAACCAAGUUACCAACAUACGAACUCAGAUUGAAAAGGAAGCUCGAGAACAUCAGAAGGUACACGAGCAGAUUUACGAGUACCACCAGAAGGGACUGACUAUGGACAAGUCCGCUCAGUACAGUGAGAAGAAUGCAGCCAAAACACGCAGACAAGCUCAGGAGCUUGAAUUUGAAGUAGCAAACGUGGAGAACGACAUCAGUUUGAAGUUGCUGGAGAUCUCCAAGUUUACUACAAAGAUCAAGGGUUUAGAUGAGGAUUUGAAAAACCUGGAUCAAGAAAUUCGGGACAAGAACGAUCUGAUCAGCCAUUGUGAAUCUGAAGCAGUGCGAAAGAAUGCCAUCAUCGAGCGGAAACAGGGCCAGAUCGACCAGUUCAACAAGAAAAUAGAUCAGCUUAACUCGAAGGAGGGUGGAGAAGAAGUUGGACCUCUGGAGCUGCAGAUUACAACACUGCAGAAACAGAUAAAGGAUACAGAGGUGGAGAAGGAACAGUUGGAACAGUACUGGCUAAAGAAACAGAGUCAUUUGGUACAAUUGUCAUCACAAGCUCAAGCCCAGUGGACUGAUGUGAACAAGAUGAAGAAACAACAUACCAUUCUCCAGCAGAAGAAGAUGAGAAUUGACUCCGAGCUCGAUACCAC
This is a messenger RNA of Bolinopsis microptera, 2422 nucleotides long. Its product is annotated as coiled-coil domain-containing protein 40-like. Gene Ontology annotation, biological process: axoneme assembly. Gene Ontology annotation, cellular component: cytoplasm. The record is from RefSeq and is a predicted model, not a curated record. Lineage: Eukaryota; Metazoa; Ctenophora; Tentaculata; Lobata; Bolinopsidae.